AUGUCUUACAACUGCUGCUCUGGAAACUACUCCUCCCGCUCCUUUGGGGCAUACCUGCGCUCCCCAAGCUCCUCCCGUGGCUCUUCCUGCCCCAGCAACCUGGUCUACUCUCCCAGCACCUGCCAGCUGGGAUCCUCUCUCCCCAGUGGCUGUCAGGAGACCUGCUGUGAGCCCACCAGCUGCCAGACAUCCCGUGUGGUGUCCAGUCCCUGCCAGACGUCCUGCCACCGCCCGAGGACCUCCACGCUCUGCAAUCCUUGCCAGACGACUUGCUCUGGGUCUGUGGGCAUUGGGUCCAGCAGCUGCCGUUCCCUGGGCUAUGGAUCUAGAAGCUGCUACUCACUAGGCUGUGGAUCCCAGGGCUUCAGAUCACUGGGUUAUGGAGUCUAUGGCUUCCCUUCUCUGGGCUAUGGAUCCAGAUUCUGCCGCCCAACCUACUUCACUUCCAGAAGCUGCAAGUCAUCGUGUUCUAGACCAACCUGUGGAUCUGGCUUCUAUACAUCAACUUGUUGA
This is a messenger RNA of Odobenus rosmarus divergens (Pacific walrus), 513 nucleotides long. Its product is annotated as keratin-associated protein 13-1-like. The record is from RefSeq and is a predicted model, not a curated record. The transcript has 2 exons. Lineage: Eukaryota; Metazoa; Chordata; Mammalia; Carnivora; Odobenidae. The coding region runs from base 1 to 513 and encodes 170 amino acids.